AUGCUGUUCAGCUUGACCUCAGAACAAGGAGAUGGCAAUCAUCAUGACUACAUGGUAAAAUGGAAACAAGGCAUGGAAGAAGCAUAUGAGAUCACCAGAGAAAACGCUCAUAAAGCAGCUGUAAGAAGUAAAAGACAUUAUGACAGCAAGGUGAAGAGCUCAGUAUUACAGCCAGGUGAUCGUGUUUUAAUAAGGAACAUGACACCUCGAGGAGGUCCAGGCAAGCUGAGGAACCACUGGGAGGAUGUGGUUCACACAGUCGUUCGUCAGGUCAGCAGAGAUAUCCCAGUUUAUGAACUCAGACCUGAGAAAGCAAAAGGGAGAUCAAGGAUAUUGCAUCGCAAUCUCCUUCUGCCAUGUGACCAUCUGCCUGUUGAAACUGAAGUGCGACCACGAACAAGAAAAAGAGCUGUGGAGACAAGUGAGGAAGUGGAACAAGCUGAGGAAGAGGAUGACGAUGAUGAGUACUAUCCAGUGUCAUCUCAGCAGCCAUUUGAGCCACUUUACCCUCCGACACUGACUCCUAUGAGCACUGAUAAACCAGCCAAACACCUUCAAACAGUGGAAAACAUGUCAUCUGAGCCAGAGAAUGAACAUGAAGUACUGAACCAAUGUGAACAACUACCUGACCAACAGGAAAAUUAUGUUGAGGAACCAUCAGUGGAGGAACCCGUUCCUGUACCUGUUCCAGACAAACACAGCAGGACCAGUGAACAAGAGUAUCAUCGACCGAUGCUGAACUGCUGUGAGGGGGACAUUCUCCUUUUGCUGGACUCCUCGGGAAGUAUAGCAAACUAUGAAUUCUCUUGUCUGUUGUUCUUCGCCGCCGACUUGCUGCGUCCCUUUUCACUGGGCCGUGGGCAUGUGAGAGUGGGGUUGCUGCAGGUGGGCACCAACCCUCACCUGGAGUUCGGCCUCGACGUCCACAGCAAUCAGGAGAGUCUGCAGUCGGCCAUGCAGGGCGUCAGGCAGCUGAAAGGAGACACCAACACUGAGGCGGCGCUCGGCGUUGCCCGCGAGCUGCUGACGGAGACGGAUGUGAAAGUUCCAAAGAUUCUCCUGUGGCUGACUGACGGAGUGCAGCCUGGUGACGUGGACAGACCAAUGUCAGAGCUGAAGACUCGGGGAGUCUCCGUGUUAAUAGUGUCAACUGUACAUGGGAACUACCAGGUGCUAAAACGUGUGGUGACACCUCCGCUGGAGUCUCACUUAUACUCUGUGGACAUAGAUAACAUUGACAUCAUCACAGAGGACCUGAGGAAGGCCAUGAUAGAAAUCAUUCGUGCUGAACGGCUGCGUGUGAUUGAUUUGACCUCCCACAGCGCUGUGUUGCAGUGGCGCCCUGUUCUGAGUGAAGACAGUGGUUAUUAUGAACUCUGGUAUAAGUCCAUGAGCAAACCAGGUCGUGAGAUUAGACAUACUUUAACGCGAGACUCCAGCAGGGCGGAGCUGAAAAAUCUGCAGCCUGAAACGACUUACACAGCGUCCCUCCGCCCAGAGUCCAACCAGGCAGUGUUUAAUACACUCACCGUAACCUUCACUACUUUUCCUGAUGUUUUAAGCCCAGCAGUGGUCUACCUGUCAGAUCAUGGUCCUCAUCAGAUCCGUGUAAGCUGGGGUCCUCUGCAGCUGGCUCGGGUACAGCAAUACACAGUGGAGUACGGAGCUAUCCCUAGUUCACAUGUCCGCACUGUGACCUUACCCAGGCAGAAAAAUUCAACCUUACUGACCGGCCUGGAGCCGGGCACUCAGUACCUGGUUACAGUCACUGCUCUGCAGGUGGAUGGAAAAGAAAGAGCUAUGUCUGUGAGAGCCUGCACACUGGCAGAAGCUCUGCCUGCUCUGAUCGACCUUCAGCUGGAACCAGCAAAACGACGGGACUUGGGGGUGGAGGAGAUGCAAGUAAAGUGGCAAGCCUAUCAGGGAGGAUUAAGAGGCUACUGGAUCAAAUGGGAGACAGAAAACCCCCACGGCACCACCUCCUCAAUGUACCUACCUCCUAGCUCCCGUUCAACGCAGCUCACCCAUCUUGCACCAAACAGUCGAGUGUGUGUGUCCCCCAUCUACAGCUCGGGCCGAGGAGAUGGGCUGUGCUGCACUGCCACGACUCACAGAGGUUAG
Molecule: messenger RNA, 2121 nt
Organism: Pelmatolapia mariae (spotted tilapia)
Lineage: Eukaryota; Metazoa; Chordata; Actinopteri; Cichliformes; Cichlidae
Product: von Willebrand factor A domain-containing protein 1-like
Exons: 5
Coding region: 1-2121 (706 amino acids)
Molecular function (GO): protein binding
Source: RefSeq, a predicted model, not a curated record